AUGCUCAACGACGACGAAAUAGAAAGGGCCGCAAGCCAACUCGCCGAGUAUCGAAGCAGUAACCCAUUGCCGCAGAUUCUGGACCAGUACGCGAACCUGCUCGAGGAUUACAGGCGCCUCCGGAGCGACUACGAGGAGGAGCGCGAUGCGAGAGAGAGAUACAAGCAGCUGGCCCGCGACCAGGAGCGCAACCCCUUCGUGCUCGUCCUGGUCGAUGGCGAUGGCUACCCUUUCCACGAAAGGCUUCUCGACAAAGGCGCCGACGGCGGGAGCACCGCCGCCCAGCUGCUCAAUGAGGCCGUUAAGGCCGACCUGCGGAACAAGGGCCUCGAGCAGUGCAAGAUCAUGAUCCGCAUCUACGCCAACACCCUUGCGAGGGCCGGCCUCGUCGGCGCCGAGAAGCGCUCCCUCGGUCCCUUCAUCGCUAGCUUCAACCGCUCUUACGGCCUUGCUGACUACCUCGACGCCGGCGAGCUAAAGGAGAACGCCGACUUCAAGCUGCGCGCCCUCAUGCAGUUGUACGCCGAUAACGCUCAAUGCAAGCACAUGUAUCUGGCCUUCUGCCACGACGUCGGAUACAUCGCCGACCUAACCCCCUACGUGAGGGGAUAUAGUAAUAAGUUUACCCUCAUAAAAGCCCCUGGCACCAAGUUCCAUACCCAGUUCACUAAGCUGGGUAUGGACAUUGUCGAGUUCCCCGGCGUCUUCCGCCAAACGCCCCUAGAGAUGGCGGUCCCGGUUCGGCCCACUCACAAUGCACCCGCGUCCGCCGCCGCCGCCGCCGCCAAGGCCGACAACGCACCGCCCCCCUGGACGCCGUCGGCGGCAAACCGAGCCCCUACCGGGUCAUCCCUAUCACCCGGCAGCGGAGACGCAAGACAGGGGAACGUCUGCCGCUUUCACGCCGUCGGGAAGUGCAAGUAUGGAAAGGCUUGCAAGAACAUCCACGUCGACCGUGCGACCUCCAGCACCAAGUGGAGGAGAUCGAGUCCAGAUGACUUAGUCUCGGACACCAUCAACUCGUUACAAGACCCCGAGGUCAGGAUAUUCCCGGGCUCUAAUUCCCAACCGUCCGCUACAACUCCAGCCAAAGACGGUACGAACCACCAGCGACAACAACAAGAAAGCCAUGAGCGUGAGAUCCCGGAGCUAACCCGGGCAGACUCGGGCUUCGCCUCGUCGUUACCCCAGAAGCAAGAUAUCCCAGAAGGCUGCAUCGCGGUCAACACGAAGAACUGGCGCCUCGAUCCUUACAUCCCGCCAUCCGAUCCCACAAUCUCCAAUCGCCUGAAUGCCCGCAUCAGCAGGCACCGGGUUUGUAAUAACUUCCAUCUAAACGGGACCUGCGACGCCGGCGACUCGUGCGAAUACGACCACAACCCGCUUGACGCCGAGUCCAGGAGUGCGCUCGAGUUCAUCGCGCGCUCGAAGCCGUGCUCGAAGCGCGGCGGGUGCAGAAACGCCAAGUGCACAAACGGGCACAUAUGCCAAAACUCACGCUGCAAACACUAUGGCGGCAAGGUACACUGCAAGCUGCCUUUCCUGUCCCACACCGAGGACUUGACGGUGGAUAGGUUCAUCCCCGCCGACAUGAAAUCUUUCCACAACAAUAACAACAACAACAAUCAUACUUCACAAGCCUGGGCUGCUGAUACCAGCAGUACGAGCAGCAACGCUGGCGAAGACGAAGCUUACUACCCCGUUUCGACACCGACUCUGGGCGAGGAAGAGGAAGGAGAAAAGUACUACUAG
This is a messenger RNA of Colletotrichum higginsianum IMI 349063, 1752 nucleotides long. Its product is annotated as C-x8-C-x5-C-x3-H type zinc finger protein. Gene Ontology annotation, molecular function: metal ion binding. The transcript has 2 exons. Lineage: Eukaryota; Fungi; Ascomycota; Sordariomycetes; Glomerellales; Glomerellaceae. Bases 1 to 1752 code for a protein of 583 amino acids. The record is from RefSeq and is a predicted model, not a curated record.